Messenger RNA from Lepisosteus oculatus (spotted gar), 2687 nucleotides. NCBI's taxonomy places the organism in Eukaryota, Metazoa, Chordata, Actinopteri, Semionotiformes, Lepisosteidae. The record is from RefSeq and is a predicted model, not a curated record.
AUGCCGUCGUGUUUCUCCAGCGCCGCGCAUUGUCCGGACCCCGGCUUGCGUGCGUCCCUGUGUCAGAUAAACAGUCGGGACGGGGUCGAAGGGCGCACCCCGCUCCACCUGGCCUGCUCCCGCGACGACGCGGGGUGCGCGCUCGAGCUGCUGCUGGAGUGCCAGGCCAGGGCGGACAUCGCCGACCGCAAGGGGGAGACGCCCCUGCACUGCGCGGCCCGGCUGGACAGUCCGGCCGUCAUGGAGCUAUGGGCUCGACCAGCUGGACGGGCGGAAUGUCCCCCUCCCUCCCCCCCGUUCGUAAGCUGCCCUGUGUUGUUGUGGCAUUGUGCAUCCCUGACCCUCCGUUUUAGGAUCAUGGCCGUGUCAUUUUCCUGUCUGCAGCUGGACCACAUGGAGCUGAUCAAGGCUCUGAUCGUUUUCGGGGCGGACGUGGAGACCCCGAAUGAUUUCGGGGAGACCCCGGGCCUCAUCGCCGCCCGCAUCAGCAAAGGGGCCAACAGGAAGGUCCUGCUAAGCAUGCUGUAUAGUGUAGGAGCAGACCGCUGCCACCCACCUUCCCCAGACACAUGCUUGCCGACCUUCAAGAGACCACGGCCACCACCGACUAUAGGGUUUGAUGACAUCAUGCAUGUAGCUGCCACUCUAGGGGCGCUGACCCAUGGCCAGAUGGAAGUGGACGGCUGCAAAACAGGAAACAGGAAAUGUGCCAGGCUGCUGUGUCUGGAUGGAGGAGGCAUCAAAGGCCUGGUUCUGAUCCAGCUGCUGAUCGCUUUGGAGCAGGCGGCGGGCCAGCCUAUGGGGUUUAGCACCUGUCUGUCUGCCUGUCCAGGGCAGUGGGGUUUAAUGUGUGUCUCUCUGUGUGCCAGGGUGAUGGUGACAAGCGUGCUGGCUGACAGACACCCUGCCGAGCUGCACCUCUUCCGGAACUAUGACCCCCCCGAUCCCGACCGCGACCCCCCCUAUGCCCGCAGCGCUGACUUCAGACCCCUCCUCGCUCCCCAGGAGGAGGAGGAGGAGGUGAUGAUAGUGGGGUACACACCCGGAGCCCCCAAGCGUAGGAAGGUGACUGAGGAAGAACAGUUAGUGUGGCGGGCAGCUCGGUCCAGUGGGGCAGCGCCCUCGUAUUUCCGGCCAAUGGGGCGCUUCCUAGAUGGGGGCUUGCUGGCCAACAACCCGACGCUGGACGCCAUGACGGAGAUACACCGCUACAACAAGACGGCGAAGGCUCAGGGCCGGCGACAGGAAGUGCAGAGGCUGGGCGUGGUGGUCUCUCUGGGCACAGGGAAGCCCCCCCAGGUGGCGGUCAACUCCGUGGACGUAUUCCGGCCCUCCAACCCCCUGGAGCUCGCCAAAUCCUUCGUGGGUGCCAAGGAGCUGGGCAAAAUGUUGGUGGACUGCUGCACGGACUCGGACGGCUGUGCAGUGGACAGGGCGCGGUCCUGGUGUGAGAUGACCGAAACCACUUACUUCCGGCUCAGUCCCCAGUUCUCGAUGGAGGUGAUGCUGGAUGAGGUGAAUGACGCGGUGCUGGUGAACAUGCUGUGGGAGACCCAGAUGUACCUGUACCAGCAGAGGGAGAAGGUGCAGGCCCUGGCACAGCAGCUGCUGCAGGGAUAGCGGCCACCAGACUGGAGUCAUCAAGAAAAAAAAAACUCCCGGGGAUGGGCACUAGGGGGCACUGUAGACCAGUGGUGCCUCUGGCGGUGCCAGUCCCGUCCUGUCCUUUUCCUCCUUGGUCUUCGUUCCAGCUAAUCCUUAAUUCCUCCUUGACUGAUCCAGAGGCCGGUGUACUAACACCGGUAUCGAGUGGUUAAAAUGACCAGUCGUGCUCCACCCCCGCCUGACAGAAGAUCCCAGAUCACAAACCCAGCAGGGCCUGCAGCAGCUGGGGCUUGUGCGGACCACGCAGGGCCUGACGCAGACGCUUGCCUAACGCCCGUUUCCUCCUAGCAAAGACUGACGUCUCUCUCGGACGCCUCUGUGUUGCGUUUCUGUCCAGUUAAUCCCUGUUGGGGAAAAAGGACGCCAGCAGGUGCCUCUGUACACAAAGAGCUGGGGGUGUUGGGAGCAACGCUGCCUGAUCGUACAGUGGCAGACUCACUGGGGUCCCCCAAGAAGUAGCCCAGUGGGGCGCCGUUGUCUGUGAACUAGUGACCUAACUGCACUGAAGGAACUUGUUACUGAAGGAAAAGAGCAGGGCUCCCCAGUCCAGGUCCUCUUGACCUCUGUGCCUCAGCUAAGCAGCUAGUCCGGGCUACUCUCUUGAGUCGCUCUGUCAAGCCCUUGACCGGACUGCUGCUGUGGUGGUGACUUAGGAAUAUUUAAAAAGGACAGUGUCUGUAAACCCAUUACUGGCACUUGAGAGCAGUACGCAAAAUGUGGAAUUGUUAAUGAGUGAAUAAAUCUGGUAAACGAUCGAGAGCCCAAACAGAGCAGAAGCCAGCUGGGGCUGUGGUCAGGGGAGGCCACUGAGACCAGUGCCGGUGGAAGGGGUGUCCCCCUGCGUGCAGGAAGGCUCCCCAAGAUCCUGGCGGGUUAAUAAUUAACAAAGGCUAUUGUUUACAGAACGAAACAAUGAAGGAAGUGGUUGUGCUAUACUGACCUGGAAACUAUACCUCUAAUUUUUAAAUGCUUGCAACUGAUGGUAUGAGUAAGCAUUAAACAUGAAGUCUCAGUUAUAAAGA